AUUAUUAGCAUAUGGGCUAAUUGUUUUGAAGUCAUCUUACCGAAAGAUGAUUUUUCACAUUAAUAGCUCACACAACAAUGAAAACUGUAGGAAAAUUAGGGAGGAGAAAUAGCAAGUAAAAUAAAAAGGUAUUAUGGUCCCAAAUGAAAUUUCUUUGAAAUUGCCUUAACUUUUGUACAAAAGUGAGAGUGAAUAAGAAGCAAAACAAAAGAGGAAAGUGAGUUAUAAGUGUGAUAAAAAGAAGAAUGGUAGUUGUUCUAUUCAUUCAUUCUUCAAUAAAACUACAUUUAGAGUUUGGUACUUGCUAACUUUAUAUCUUCUCUAUUCUUCCACUCUUUUCCUUCUUCUUCAUUUAACAAAUAAAAUGGAGUGUGUAAUUAAGAACACCUUUUUCAUGUUCAUGACGGUGAUUUCUGUAUUAGUAUUUGUUAAUGGCGGAAAUCGGGUCGAGGCCCAAGUUCACCAUGUAGUCGGGCAAGAUCCUGGUUGGGAAGUUGCUACUAAUAUCGCUUCAUGGGCUUCGGGCCGGAACUUUUUUGUUGGGGACUUCCUAUGGUUUAGCUACUCAAAUAGCUUGGACAAGGACUAUGUAGUAGAGGUAAAGAGCAAAGAAGAAUUUGAGUCGUGUGAUGUAAGCAAUCCAAUCAAGAUGUACACCAACGGUCUAGAUCAAAUCUCUCUUCAAGAGGAAGGAAUCCGCUACUUCGCAAGUGCAAAUCCUGACAAGUGUAAGAAAGGAUUGAAGCUUCCUGUUCAGAUCAAGUCCAAAUCAACGGCUGAUUUUCAAUCAUCAUCAUCAUUUGAUAAUGUCUUAGCAAAAGAACCCACAUCUCCAUCUUCUUCUACAAAAAUUUGUGGGUCCAUAUUGAUGAUCAUUGGUGCAAUAAUUAUAUAUCAAAUGGGUAUUUAGUUAUUAUUAUUACAAUAUUAAUCUUUAUAGUUAAUUAAUUUUCUUUUUAGAGUAUAUGUACUAUCUUUAGAAAUUGCUUUUUCGGAAUGCUUUAUUGAUGUGUUGAAAUUAUGCUAUGUCUCACCUAAAUAGAAGUACUAUAUUAGUCUAAAGUUUACUA
Messenger RNA from Amaranthus tricolor (Joseph's coat), 1070 nucleotides. Its product is annotated as mavicyanin-like. Gene Ontology annotation, molecular function: electron transfer activity. Lineage: Eukaryota; Viridiplantae; Streptophyta; Magnoliopsida; Caryophyllales; Amaranthaceae. Gene Ontology annotation, cellular component: plasma membrane. The coding region runs from base 365 to 910 and encodes 181 amino acids. The transcript is spliced from 2 exons. The record is from RefSeq and is a predicted model, not a curated record.